AUGUCAGAACCUGUUAAGUUUGAGAAGAAUACCGUUGUUGUGGUGUUUGGUGCUUCUGGUGAUUUGGCCAAGAAGAAGACUUUCCCAGCUUUGUUUGGUUUGUUCAGAGAAGGAUACCUGCACGAAUCCACCAAGAUUAUCGGUUAUGCGCGUUCCAGUCUUACCGUUGAGGAAUUGACUGAGCGUAUCAAGCCUCACUUGAAGACUCCAAGGGGUAAGGAGGACGAGGCCAAGAUUCCACAGUUCUUCAAGCUGCUGACCUAUGUCUCCGGUCCUUACGACCAGGACGACGGUUUCAUCCGCUUGCGUGAGCAGAUUGAGACCUUCGAAGGUGCCAAGUGCUCCACCGUGCCACACAGACUGUUCUACUUCGCUUUGCCACCAAGCGUGUUCUUGCCAGUCGCCACCAACAUUAAGCGUCUGGUGUACGCCGAAAACGGUGUCACUAGACUGAUCGUGGAGAAGCCAUUUGGUAGAGAUCUAGAGACCGCUAGAAAGCUACAAGCCGACUUGAGUCCAUUGUUCAAAGAAGAAGAAAUCUACAGAAUUGACCAUUACUUGGGUAAGGAAUUGGUCAAGAACUUGCUAGUCAUGAGAUUCGGUAACCAGUUCUUGAACAGUGCUUGGAACAGAGACAACAUCCAAUCCAUUCAGAUCUCCUUCAAAGAACCUUUCGGUACCGAGGGCCGUGGUGGUUACUUCGAUAACAUCGGUAUCAUAAGAGACGUCAUGCAAAACCACUUGUUGCAAGUGUUGACUUUGUUGACCAUGGAGAGACCUGUCUCCUUCGACCCAGAAGCCAUCCGUGACGAGAAGGUUAAGGUCCUAAAAGCUAUGGCUCCAUUCGACCCUAAGGACAUCUUGAUCGGUCAAUACGGUAAGUCCGAAGAUGGCUCUAAGCCAGCUUACUUGGAUGACGAAACCGUUAAGCCAGGCUCCAAGUGUGUCACCUUCGCCGCCAUCGCCUUCCAAAUCGAAAACGAACGUUGGGAAGGUGUUCCAAUCGUUAUGAGAGCUGGUAAAGCUCUUAACGAGGGUAAAGUAGAAAUCAGACUGCAAUACAAGGCUGUCGCUUCCGGUGUAUUCAAGAACAUCCCACACAACGAAUUGGUUAUCAGAAUUCAACCAAAUGAAGCCGUUUACAUGAAAUUCAACGCCAAGACACCAGGUCUGUCAAACGCUACUCAAGUCACUGACCUAGACUUGACUUACUCUUCCAGAUACAAGGACUUCUGGAUCCCAGAAGCUUACGAAGCUUUGAUCAGAGAUGCUCUAUUGGGUGACCACUCUAAUUUCGUUAGAGAUGAUGAGCUUGAUGUCAGUUGGAGUUUAUUCACACCUCUAUUGAACUACCUAGAAGGACCAGAUGCUCCUCAACCAGAAAUAUAUCCAUACGGUUCAAGAGGUCCAAGCGGUCUAAGGGACUACUUGAAGAAGCACAAUUACAUGAUCGAGGAAAAGCACCCAUACACUUGGCCAGUCACCACUCCAGAUGAGGAUUAA
This is a messenger RNA of Nakaseomyces glabratus, 1503 nucleotides long. RefSeq names its product glucose-6-phosphate dehydrogenase (gene ZWF1). NCBI's taxonomy places the organism in Eukaryota, Fungi, Ascomycota, Saccharomycetes, Saccharomycetales, Saccharomycetaceae. Gene Ontology annotation, cellular component: cytosol. Gene Ontology annotation, biological process: glucose metabolic process; pentose-phosphate shunt, oxidative branch. The record is from RefSeq and is a predicted model, not a curated record. Gene Ontology annotation, molecular function: NADP binding; glucose-6-phosphate dehydrogenase activity.